UGGUCGUUCCAAAGACGAACCGUUUUAAAAGACAGCUUUGUGUUCCGCGACGAUGGAACCGUUUUACAUUUUGUUUCAAAGCAGUCCUCGUCGCACAACCAGUCCUCGAAAUGUUUGACGCGAAUUUGUACUUACAUGCAAUGUAAAUACAAGCUAGAAUACAAUGAAACUAUUCGUAGCUCGUUCCGUUCGUUUCUAUCUUUGAUAAAGCAAAAUAAAUUAACUACUAUUACUUGUGCAUUACGGUCGAUUAUCAUAUGCACUACAAUAUAUUUCGAUGUUUUGUCUCGUUCACAACGCGGUGGUCAUUGCUGCGUAUCGUAUAAUGAUAGACAUAGAAUUCAAAGUCACUUAGCAAUAAAAUCAUAGUACGGAACGAGACGAUGGAUGGCGCUGUUCGUUCUUCGUUCGAUGCGUCUCGUCGCGACUCGCUCGACAUUCAUGACCGCGGCCGCGCGAUAUGUACCUAUAUUGUUUGUUUACAUUUUUUAGUUUGAAUGCGCGCGCGUGAAGUUCACAUCAGAAAAUUCAUUUUCAAAAAGGUUUUAACUAAUUGUAAUUUAUAAGUGUAGAUACUGUUGAUUGUUUUGUAAAUAAGUGAGUGAUUAAACUAGGUAGAGUAGGUAAUUCAUUUGAGUAAAUUAUUAACUGAACUUAAUUAUUUUUUAACAAUGUCGGCGUUGCGUAAAAAUGCCAGUGCAUUGUGGGCGUAUUAUGACAAGGACGAUGUUAAUAAAAAGGCUCAGUGUCAUUUAUGUCAUGAUAGUUUAAGCUAUAAAUCAACCACAGCAAAUUUACGAAACCAUCUGAAACGAAAGCACAUUGGAACAUACACCUCACUAACUGAGGAAGAAAACCCUGAAAUUCAAAGUCGUCGUAAUGAGGAUGUUACAAGUUAUUUUUCACAACCUUCGACUUCCAGAACUGCAGCUCAAAGUGAUCAAAUUAUAGUUCCUCCGCCAACAAAAAAGAGCCAAAAAAUGGAUGCCUACAUAAAUAAAAAAAUUAGCACAGAGCAGAAAAAAAAAAUUGACCAAGACUUAUUAGAUUUAUGUAUAGAUAGUUUCCAUCCAUUUUCCAUUGUCGAAGAACGAUCUUUUAUUAAGUUUUGCCGAUGGAUACCAGGUUAUAAAUUACCUACAAGGAAAACUCUUUCAAAUUCCCUGCUUGAUGAAACUUACCAUAGAGUGGAAAAUGAAAUAAAGUCUCAAGUAACGAGUGAGGUUCAGUCAAUUUGUUUAUCUACGGACUUGUGGACUUCUCGAAGCACAGAGAGUUAUAUCGCGGUUACCGGCCACUAUCUCAACGAUGUUUUUGAAUUCAAAACAGUGCUAUUGGGGUGUUGUUAUUUUUCUGGCAAUCACACGUCACAAAAUAUAGCAUCCGAAAUAAAGGAUAUUGUGGAUCGGUGGGGUAUAAAUGGCAAAGUAAACUUUGUUGUUUCUGACAAUGGUGCUAACGUUGUGAAAGCCGUAAAAGAAAUUUUAGGGUUAAAACAUUUUGGAUGUUUUGCGCACACCUUAAAUUUAAUAGUACAAGAUGGAUUAAAAUUCUGCAAAGAUAAAAUAGAUAAGGUGAGACGAAUCGUGACUCAUUAUAAAAAAAGUACUGUGUCGGCAGAGCGCCUGGCCAAAUAUCAAUUGCAACAAAACAUUCAACCUAAGCAUCUGAUUCAAGACGUGGACACGAGGUGGAAUUCGACUUUUUACAUGUUGAGUAGAUUCGUGGAGUUAAAAGAAGCAGUCCGUUCUACAAUGGCUCUGAUCGAUCGGGAUUUGCCACAAUUAACAGCAGAAGACUGGAGUAUGUUCGAAGAACUAAUCGUUGUGUUGCGUCCAUUCGAAGAGCUCACAAAAUCCAUGAGUGGAGAAAAAUAUUUAACUGCGAGUUCUGUAAUCGUGAUGACUAGAUGUCUCAAAGAGGCAUUAAAUAUCGCAAUCAAUAAAACACAAUCAGAAACCGUCAGUGAUAUUGCUUUGUUAUUGAAUGCCGGUAUUACGGAUCGAUUAAAAUAUGUAGAAAAAAGCAGAACAUUGUCUCUAUGUACAUUUAUGGACCCGAGAUUCAAGAUGCAGGCUUUUGCAGAGCAAAAUGAAGCCAUACAAACAAAAGAAUAUGUCAAGAAGCUCAUUGCAGACAUAAUAAGCAGGGACGAGAAUGUAGAGCUACCUACAGAACAGAACCAAGAGUCGCAGCCGCAGUCCGAUGACGACUUAAGCCCAUGGACCAUUUUUGAUAAAUUGCUUGGGCAACCUAUGACUCAGGGAACUCCACUGUCUCGAGCUAUCAAAGAAAUUGACAUGUAUUUGUCUGAUGAUAGAUUGCCGCGAAAAAAUUCUGCUGGUGGCUGGAACUGUCCGUUGGAGUGGUGGAAAAACCAUCGUGCUGUCUAUCCAAAUUUAGCAAAAUUGUACAUCCGCCAGUGCAACAUUGUAGCAACGUCCGUUCCAUGUGAACGGAUGUUUUCUAAAUCAGGUUUAAUUAUAAACCAACGCCGGACGAGACUUACAACAAAAAAAGUAGAAAAACUUAUGUUCCUUAAUGUAAAUAUGCCGGAAGAAAGAUUUAAAAUGUAA
Messenger RNA from Spodoptera litura, 2576 nucleotides. The record is from RefSeq and is a predicted model, not a curated record. Lineage: Eukaryota; Metazoa; Arthropoda; Insecta; Lepidoptera; Noctuidae.